This is a messenger RNA of Macrosteles quadrilineatus (aster leafhopper), 1348 nucleotides long. Its product is annotated as protein Rae1-like. Bases 211 to 1272 code for a protein of 353 amino acids. The transcript has 9 exons. Lineage: Eukaryota; Metazoa; Arthropoda; Insecta; Hemiptera; Cicadellidae. The record is from RefSeq and is a predicted model, not a curated record. Gene Ontology annotation, biological process: RNA export from nucleus; transcription-dependent tethering of RNA polymerase II gene DNA at nuclear periphery. Gene Ontology annotation, cellular component: nuclear pore. Gene Ontology annotation, molecular function: ubiquitin binding; RNA binding.
GCGAGUUGCCACUGCUGAGUGCUGAGCUGACUGCUGUUGCUGGUCCUCCUGUGUGAAGUGUAUUAUUUUGUUUGUUUUUGACUUUUGUUGACUUACGUGAGAAACGAGAAACAAGACAAAUUGUUGAUUAUUAGGAUUGUUUAUUAGUAGGCUACCAGUAAAUACUAAAUAUUAGCAUUGAUCUAGGGGAUAAGCCAUAGCCAUAAUAAAAUGUUUCCAAGUCAAGGAUUGUCAACGCCUUCAACGGCCAAUCCGAUGAAAGAUUUUGAAGUUACUUCUCCGCCUGAUGAUUCCAUUUCUGCCUUGGCUUUCAGUCCAGCCACACUUCCACAGAACUUUUUGGUGGCUGGUAGUUGGGAUAACAAUGUGAGGUGUUGGGAAGUGGAACAGUCCGGCAAGACAAUCCCUAAGUCAAUGCAGACUAUGGCGGGUCCUAUAUUGGACGUCUGUUGGAGUGAUGAUGGUACCAAAGUGUUCAUGGCUUCUUGUGACAAGAUGGUCAAGUGUUGGGACCUGGCCAGUAACCAGACAGUGCAAGUGGCUCAACAUGACGCGCCUGUCAAGACAUGCCACUUUGUCAAGGGACAGAACUACUCUUGCAUCAUGACUGGCUCCUGGGACAAAACACUCAAGUUUUGGGACACCCGCAGUCCAAAUCCAAUGCUUACUAUUCAACUGCCGGAACGAUGCUACUGUGCAGAUGUGGACUUCCCUAUGGCUGUGGUCGGGACAGCUGGUCGAGGACUGAUUGUGUACCAGCUGGAUGGAACCCCUCGCGAGUACAAACGCGUUGACUCUCCACUCAAAUAUCAGCAUCGAUGUGUCGCUAUCUUCAAAGAUAAGAAGAAAUCUCCUACAGGCUAUGCAUUGGGCAGUGUUGAGGGGAGGGUGGCCAUACAAUAUGUCAGUCCAACAAAUCCUAAGGACAACUUCACAUUCAAGUGUCACCGGUCCAAUGGCGCCCAAAGUGGCUACCAGGAUAUCUACGCUGUGAAUGAUAUUGCGUUCCACCCUGUACACGGGACACUGGCCACUGUAGGCUCUGAUGGAACCUUCAGCUUCUGGGACAAAGAUGCCAGAACUAAGCUGAAGCCGUCGGAAACAAUGGAACAAGCCAUUACCAAAUGCGCUUUUAAUCACAAUGGGCAGAUAUUCGCAUAUGCAGUUAGCUACGACUGGGCUAAGGGACAUGAGUUUUACAACCCUACAAAGAAGAACUACAUAUUUCUACGGUCCUGUUAUGAUGAGUUGAAGCCUCGCACGUCUUCGUAAACAUUCUUUCAGCAUUUAUUUGUAGAUAUAUAUUCUUUCCUGAAAAUUAUUUGUUAAGUAAACUAUCUGUAACUAA